Myripristis murdjan (pinecone soldierfish) is the source of this 2780-nucleotide messenger RNA. RefSeq names its product GID complex subunit 4 homolog (gene gid4). Gene Ontology annotation, cellular component: GID complex. The transcript has 6 exons. Bases 160 to 855 code for a protein of 231 amino acids. The record is from RefSeq and is a predicted model, not a curated record. Gene Ontology annotation, biological process: proteasome-mediated ubiquitin-dependent protein catabolic process; protein targeting to vacuole; protein catabolic process in the vacuole. Lineage: Eukaryota; Metazoa; Chordata; Actinopteri; Holocentriformes; Holocentridae.
CGAGGGAAGCUGGAUCCACAAAUGCGACGUUGCAGUGUUUUUUUUCUACAGCCAGUCCAUGGAUAUGCGCUAAACCGUGCAAAGUGCCGGACCUGGAGGCUGCUCUGCAGGCGUCAGUAGCCCUUCUCUUUAGUAGUGGUUUGCUCAGGCACAAGGUUCAUGACGGUAGCUGUCGGUGACACUCAAGCCUUGGCGCUGAUCAUGCCUGUCCGAGCAGAGUGCUGCAGUGGCACCGCUUCGGCCUGCUCAUCCCCGGCCUCGCUUAUCCCUCCUGCCCCGAUCAACACCCACCAGCCGGGGGUGGCCACCUCUCUGCUCUACAGCGGCUCGCAGUUUCGCGGCUACCAGAAGAGCAAAGGAAACUCCUACGACGUUGAGGUCGUUUUGCAGCAUGUGACUGUGGAGGACUCCUACUUGUGUGGGUACCUGAAGAUCAAAGGGCUGACAGAGGAAUAUCCCACUCUCACCACAUUCUUUGCAGGUGAAAUUAUUAGUAGAAAGAGACCUUUUUUAACUAGGAAGUGGGACGCAGAUGAGGAUGUGGACAGAAAACACUGGGGCAAGUUUCAGGCGUUUUACAAGUACACCAAAAGCUUCAACUCGGAUGACUUUGACUAUGAGGCGCUGAGCAACAGUGAUUAUGUCUUUAUGAGGUGGAAGGAGCAGUUUCUGGUUCCAGACCACACUAUCAAAGACAUCAGCGGAGCUUCCUUUGCCGGCUUCUACUACAUCUGUUUCCAGAAGUCUACCGCCACCAUUGAGGGCUACUACUAUCACAGGAGCUCCGAAUGGUACCAGUCUCUAAACCUUAACCACGUUCGAGAACACAGUGUGCCCAUUUAUGAAUUUCGGUGACAAACGCAUGCAGGAGUAAUGUGACGGAGGAGGGGACAGCUGGUUGGCACUGCCCUACAGACAAAUGGGAUGGGAGAGAUGGACAGUGCUUUGUCGCCAAGAGCGGAGUUCACCUUUUUCCUUGCUGAGGGGAAAUAAAUGUGGACAGACACCCGUCGGGCAGACUCGAGGAAAUAUGGCACAGAGAGAGGGGAAAUGAAAGGAAGGCACAGAUCAGUGACGGUUGAACAAUUCUUCAGUUGUCCAGUAACUGGGGUCUGCCAGGAAUGGAUCUUGAAAUUUUUAUUUGUCCUUUUUGCUACCUGUCUCAGAUUGACUUUAUUUUUACGCUUCCUGUUUUCUUUGACAUCUUGUAGAAUCUGCCUCCUUGUCAUUGGAACUCAAAAUAUUUUCCUCUUUUCGCUAAAUGGAGAUGCCAAAUUCUUUGCCUUUCAGUUGAGAGUCGCUUAGGUCUAAGAGUAUAAUUGGUAUUCAAGGUAAAAUGAGAGUUUUCUGUUGAAUGAAUGAAGCUUAAUUUGGAUUUGUCUAAUAUUUUACAUGUUUUUUCAGGAUGAGUUGGGUGGCCCAUAGCGAUUAGGGGGGGCUCACCAAAAGGUUGCGACGGAGGCAGUGAUUAGCAGUGACCGGCUUUUUAUGCAAGGUCUCUAAGACAUAGUAUGUUGAUCAGGGAUGGUAUCACAGAGCAAUCGACGUUUGAUAACUGCUUUGAAAACCCAUGGUUGAAUGUGACAGAGCUGCAAGUGGCUGAAAGCAAGAACUACCUAAACUACCAAUUCUGCAUUCUUUCACAACUCAAAGUGCUUGGCACCUCCAUACUGACUUCCUUUGGAGUGUUUCACCUCCGAAUAAUUCAUUAAUAACAUAACCAACACCAUUUGUUUGCAAGUUGCUGCUUUACACAAAAUCCUCUACAUUCUGGUGUCUCAAAAGGACUGCAAACAGCUUAACACUUGACAUUUUUUUCUAUGCAAGCAGAAGGUCACUGCUAGCUAGCAUUGCCAGCACCACCUGACUUAUCAUUUUCACAUAACGUUAACUGUUACAGUGUUAAGGAGGCUAAUAUUGAGUUUGUGAACCUGCAUAAACAGGAAAAAUAAAAUAGUAAAGUGCAGCAACCAGCAUUUGAAGCUCUCCAGUAUGUGACAAUUGAAACUCAAAGUGAGUUUGGCAAUUUCAGUCACAAGAGGUUUUUGGAAACACUAAACCAGAAUGUUAUGGAUGUCAGUAUGUACACCAUGGAGUUUUGUUUCUAAAGUAAUGACUGGAAAGGACAUUGACUGAAAGCAACAUAGAAAAGUGUAUGCUUUAGGAUAAACCUGCUGCCUUAAAUGUUUGUACAAAGCACCCUUUUAAGACAAGCGAUUGAGUUGGUGACAUUUUAUUUUUAGUUACGUUGGUAAUAUUAGCACAUGUGAAAGCAUCUUGGGUUUUUUGAGAGAGGUAGCGCAAGAAGGAAGACGGCACACUACAUCAGCCCCUAUUCUUCAGCUUCAUCUGGAGGGGGGUGAUUAUAAAAGCCGCGUCUGCUUGGUAGUGCAUGCACUUAGCCUGCCUCAGUGGUCAGUCUUUGUUGCUCAUGCCGGUUAUAAAUAAAAGACUUUCAAGUGGCUUGCAGAGCCUACAGCAUGGCAAGUAGAUUUGAAGGGGAUGUGAAAAUAAUGUUGGCACUAUCGUUUUUAUUUUUUAAACCCAUGAAUGGUAUCUGGAUUGAAGAUACUGCAAUCCAAAUGACUUCAAAAUUUGCAUUAUUAAUCAUGCAACAAAAAGAAAAAUUGUGCAAUACAAGAUGUUAGGUGAGAGUGUCAUUAAAAAAAAUGACUGAAAACAUCUGAUUCAUAAAUGUCAGUUUAAAGUAGAUACUGUAUCAUAAAUCUGCUAUGAGUGUGUUCAGUAAAGAGGAAUAAAGAGUGAAAUAUUGUUUCAUA